CACAACACCAUACGACUUCCAAAACACCAAGUAGACGUCAAUCAUGGUGUCCGCCGUGUCGAAUGACAACUCCCUUCAGCGGCUAUAUGCCCUAGUAGGCGAACUCGGUGAGCAAUUGGCAGCCAACCGCGAGGCCACGGCUAUGUUACGGGCGGAAGCGGAUGCGUUGAGGUCUGAACUAGCGGACCCCGCUACUACGAAUGGACAUGUGUUCCCUGGAGUAAACGGAGUUGAAGGCGCAGAACCACAAGACAACGGCGAACUCGUCCGCGAACGAACAGUCCUCCAACAAGAGAACCGAACCCUCCGCAAAGAAAACGACGACCUCCUUCGUCUAGCCGGACAAUACGAAACCGGGAUGGAAAUCAUGGUCGCGAAGUUACGAGAGUACGCUCACAACGCAAACGAGACAAUUCUCGGUCUUCAUCGAGAUUAUCGGGAGCAGUUGGCAAAGGCACGGCAGGAGAACACGGAGUUUCAACAACAGGCCAUGCAGGAUCAGGAAAGAAUCUCUGCGAUUGGGAAUAUGCUACGGCAUGCGUAUGCUGAGGAGACGAGAGUGGAUCCGGAUAUCGUGAUUGAGACGCUGCAGGUCGAAAACAUGGGAUUGAGAGAAAUCCUGGGCUUCGUCGGUGACGAUGGGCAAUUUUAGAGUGCUGUAUGCGCAGGUUGUCGUAGAAUCAUUGGGAUACGGCGUUUGGUUUGGGCGUCCGAAAGGGUCGCUUCUUGAUUUUCUAUACCCAGGAUCUAGGAAUAUUACUGUGCCCGCACAGCCUUUGUCGUCUUUGCGAAGAUCUUGC
Saitoella complicata NRRL Y-17804 is the source of this 800-nucleotide messenger RNA. RefSeq lists its product as uncharacterized. The transcript is spliced from 3 exons. The record is from RefSeq and is a predicted model, not a curated record. The coding region runs from base 44 to 652 and encodes 202 amino acids. Lineage: Eukaryota; Fungi; Ascomycota; Saitoellomycetes; Saitoellales; Saitoellaceae.